AUGACGGAGCAUCGGGCGCUGCUGGCACAGCCACCAGCGUGCGGGGCACCCCAGGCCCUGGCUGAUCCCCUUCCUCUGUCUCCAGUGGCGCAGACGCGGUUCGUGGAGGAGCCAGAGGACCAGACGGUGGUGGCGGGUCAGAGGAUCGUCCUCUCCUGCGUGGUGCUCAAUUACUCCGGGAUCGUGCAAUGGACCAAAGACGGCCUCGCCCUGGGGAUGGGGCAGGGGCUCAAAGCCUGGCCACGCUACCGCAUCGUGGGCACGGCUGACUCGGGCCAGUACAACCUGGAGAUCACCGACGCCGAGCUCUCCGAUGACGCCGUCUACGAGUGCCAGGCCACUGAGGCCGCGCUGCGGUCCCGCCGGGCCAAGCUCACCGUGCUGAUCCCCCCUGAGGAUCCCACCAUCGACGGAGCCCCCGAGAUCCUGCUGCGUGCGGGGACGCCGUACAACCUGACCUGCCGGGCACGCAGCGCCAAGCCGGCAGCCACCAUCGUCUGGUAUCGGGAUGGGCUCCAGCAGGAUGGAGCCAUCACCAGCACGGAGGUGUUGGCCGACGGCAAGCGGGAGACAACCACCAGCCAGCUCGCCAUCAACCCAACCGACCUCGACAUCGGGCGGGUGUUCUCCUGCCGCAGCACCAAUGAUGCCAUCCCGGCGGGCAAGGAGACCUUUGUCAAGCUCAACGUUCACCAUCCCCCGACUGUCACCCUGUCCAUCCAGCCCCAGACGGUGCAGGAGGGCGAGAGGGUCGUGUUCACCUGCAUGGCGACCGCCAACCCCGAGAUCAAAGGCUACAGGUGGGCCAAGGGGGGGGUGAUCAUCGAGGAUGCCAAGGAGAACAAGUACGACACGCAGGUGGAUUACACCUUCUUCACGGAGCCCGUCUCCUGCGAGGUGCACAACGACAUCGGCAGCACCAAUGUCAGCACACUGGUGGACGUGCACUGUAGCGAGACAGCAAGCCAGCUCUCCUACGAGAACUACGGGGGUCACGCCGCUUUCCCGGCCGGUGCCAGUUAUGCCACGUACCGCCUGGGGUAUGGCCAGCCCCCAGGCCUGGACCGGGCACCCUACGAUGCCUACGACCCCAUGGGCAAGUACGCCAGCGCCACCCGCUUCUCCUACACUUCCCAGCACUCGGACUACGGGCAGCGCUUCCAGCAGCGGAUGCAGACGCACGUCCUGAGCAACAGCAACCAGCUGUACCUGAAGUCCGUCACGCAAGCCGACGCGGGGCAGUACGUCUGCAAAGCCAUCGUCCCCCGCAUCGGUGUGGGCGAGCGCGAGGUCACCCUCUUCGUCAACGGACCCCCCAUCAUCUCAAGUGAGGCCGUGCAGUAUGCGGUGCGCGGGGAUCGCGGCAAGGUGGAGUGUUUCAUUCCUUUCCUCUGGGAGAUCCCAUUCACUGGAAGCAGUGGGGAAACCCCUGAGCCCCCCAGAAAUGGCUGUGGGCCAGGCCGCAAGGACGUCACCCUGCGCAAGCUGGACAUCAAGGUGGAGACGGUGAACAGGGAGCCCCUGACGCUGCACACGGACCGCGAGGAGGACACGGCCAGCGUCUCCACGGCCACCCGUGUCAUGAAGGCCAUCUACUCGUCAUUCAAGGAUGACGUCGACUUGAAGCAGGACCUUCGCUGUGACACCAUCGACACCCGCGAGGAGUACGAGCUCAAGGUCCGGUGA
Molecule: messenger RNA, 1686 nt
Organism: Egretta garzetta (little egret)
Lineage: Eukaryota; Metazoa; Chordata; Aves; Pelecaniformes; Ardeidae
Product: kin of IRRE-like protein 1
Exons: 12
Coding region: 1-1686 (561 amino acids)
Biological process (GO): cell-cell adhesion
Cellular component (GO): cell-cell junction
Molecular function (GO): cell adhesion molecule binding
Source: RefSeq, a predicted model, not a curated record